Messenger RNA from Hypoxylon trugodes, 1854 nucleotides. Its product is annotated as cytochrome P450. The transcript has 3 exons. The coding region runs from base 177 to 1811 and encodes 544 amino acids. Gene Ontology annotation, molecular function: oxidoreductase activity, acting on paired donors, with incorporation or reduction of molecular oxygen; iron ion binding; monooxygenase activity. The record is from RefSeq and is a predicted model, not a curated record. NCBI's taxonomy places the organism in Eukaryota, Fungi, Ascomycota, Sordariomycetes, Xylariales, Hypoxylaceae.
GUCCUCCUUCAACAGGAGUGGUUGCAAGAAUAGCAACAAAGUGCAAGGGAUACUCAACAUCCUUCCUGCAGAAGUCUCCAAGACCGACAUAUCUCCAUACAAGCUCAUAGAAAGACUUCUAUAUAUACAUCUUUUUCAUAAGUAUAUAUAUCUCUUCUUAGAAGAGAGUCUUCACCAUGAGCUCCGAUGAGAAUACCAUCUCUCCUACUCGCCUGUUCCUGCAUUCGGCAUGGACAAUCUUCAAAGAGCAGUGGUAUCUCUUGAUACCGCUACUCCUAGUCGUCCGACUGGUAUAUAAGCGAUAUGCUUCACCACUACGCGAGUACCCAGGCCCAUUCCUAGCUUCAUUCUCGCGCCUCUGGAAAGUCAUUUCCACGGCCUCAGAGCGGACGCAUCUGGACCACCUAGCGCUCCACCGGAAGUAUGGCCCCGUAGUACGCAUCGCACCCAACGAACUCUCGUUCUCCUCGCCCGCGGUCGCCCGCAACAUCCUCUCAGCCGGAAAACGCUUCUACAAGACGGACUUUUACUCGGUCUUCCCACCCCCUGAGAACCCGGAUAUCUUUACUGAGAUCCGCGAGGAUGUCCACGCUAUGAAGAAGAAGGUCGCUAAUGUCCCGUACUCGAUGGCUGCUAUGCGCCAGCUUAGCCCUUUCAUCGACGACACGAUCGAUUUCCUCGUUUCCCGUCUUGAUCAGUUCUGCCCUGAUACCGCGAUCCCUGGGUUCCAACAGGCGGGUCUUCCUGGACGUAAUCCGAUUGUUAACCUUGGUGACUGGCUGCACUUCUUUGCCUUCGAUGUGCUUGGUGAAGUGGCUUUCGGUCGAUCUUUUGGAUUCUUGGCUGCUGGUGUCGAUAAGGAAGACGCUAUUAAGACGAUUGAUAACAGCCAGAAGUAUAACGGUAUCGUGGGCCAGAUCCCGGAGAUCGAUUGCUUGUUAAGGCGAAACCCGCUUUGGAAAAUUAUCCCGGCUUUCAACCCUGAGAAUGCGCUGAUCACUCGCAUUGCCCGGGAGGAAAUGAAGAAGCGUCGCCCCUUCGAGGUUGACCGUGAUGGAAAGGGUGCUGGUGGUGAUGGUCGUGAAGAUCUUCUGUCUUCAUUGAUUAGGGGCCACUUGAAGGACAAGGUUAAGUUCCAUGAGGGCGACAUUUUCGCUGUGGCGCAUGGUGCUAUUUUCGCUGGAUCUGACUCGACGGCUUCGACGAUGCAAUCCUUCUUCUGGCACGCACUAUCGGUACCUCGUGUAAUAUCGAGGUUGGUAGCGGAGAUUGACCAGGCGGCGAAGGACGGAACUAUCCAAUCCCAAGGCAACGUCCAAUGGACCGAGGCGCAGAACUUGCCCUACUUCCAGGCAUGCUUAAAGGAAUCGAUGCGCAUGCGACCCGCGGUCGGUGUUAACAUUACACGAUACGUGCCCGCUGAGGGUAUUGAGGUCGAAGGUCGCCACCUUCCCGGCGGCACCCGACUCGCUCUCAACGGCUGGGUCCUACACCGCGACAAGGCCAUCUUCGGCGAAGACGCUGACUUCUACCGUCCUGAGCGCUGGCUCGAGGACCCGGAGAACGCUAAAGUUAUGGAGCGAUACAUGUUCCAGUUCGGUGGUGGUGCCCACGUCUGCAUUGGCCGAAACCUGGCGCUGUUGGAGAUCAACAAGGUGAUCCCACGCCUACUGCGAGACUUCGACUUUGAAUUGGCCUACCCCGGGCGGGAACUCAAGGCCAAGGCGACCUUCUUCGUGGUCCAAGAGGGCCUCGAAGUGUUCAUCUCGCGGAAGCAGAAGGCUGAAAAGGAAGCUAUCGCGCAAUCAUAAGUGCGAAAAUGAGAUUUUUCUUUCUUUAAGAAUAUCUCUCUCU